AUGACAGCUUUCACAGCGCUCAACGGCGGCGACUCCAGAAGUUCUGCCACGCACAAGGGCUCCCCGCCGCAUCAUCCGGAAAAUGACGAACAGCGAUCUGGUGCUCGGAUGGACAGCUCCUAUCUGAGACACAACCAGGGCUCCCCUGAUGGCAGGCAUAACCAGUACAUUCAUAACCGAGAUUCUGGGUUUGACUCUCCAGUGAAGCGGAAGCGCUCCACUUCUCCCGAGCCCGCCAGGCAUGCAGACAACUACCGCAGGUCUGACGGACGGGCAGAAGCACGAACUGUUCACUUUGCGUCUGCUGAGAGGCAGGAAGAGGCAAGAGAAGAUGAUCGAGGAAGAUAUCAAAAGUCUUGGAGCUCUAGAGAAGCCGAGGAUCAGCGGAUACAAAACGAAAGAGACGUGGAGCCGACAUCCGCUGGAGCAGCCAGGCACGACGACCGAGACAGGGAUCCGACGCAGGAGGGAGACACAAUCCACGUAGAGGAUCCAGAUGACCCGGUCUCGAGUCCAGAAGAUGAUGACAGUAUGAUGCCAUUCGGCGACAAGAACGAGCAACAGAGAAACGACGCAACAGGCCAAUCAAACCCCAGCAAGAGAAAACGGAACUUUAGCCACAGAACAAAAACAGGCUGCUUCACGUGCAACAACUGCUUCCGCGGAGGCUUUAUCUGUACGGGUUAUCACCCGAAUGGAAACCGGGAUUUCAAGGCGGAGGUCAAGACUGCGACAGUUCCGCUGGAGUCGAAGGAUCCUUCCUAUGUGCCACCAGGAGCUUAUGGCAUGCCACAACAGCAGCAGCCGACUUACACGCCGCACCAACCCGCCAAGCGCAACUCUUUGCCUGGAUAUCGCGGCCCAACAAUUCAGACUGACUUCCCCUCUAACCGCCCAGCUCCCGUCCUUGACGAGCGCCCACCUGCGACCAUCCCUACCACGUCCGUAACCAGCCCUAACGGGAAGAUGUCGACACUGUCGGCGUUCGCACAGGCAGCUAACGCAUAUGCCACCCCCACCAGCGCGAUCAGCACCUCGAGCACCCUCAAGACCCCAUCGAGUGCCGUGGCGCCAAGUCCAAGCAGCGAGUUUCCGAGGGUCACAGGGCUACAGGAUGUGGCCCGGUCAGGCCCCAAGACGCCGCAUCCUGACACGCCACGUCCCGAUGCUCCUUUUUCAAGCACGUUACCGCGGCUAAACGCUCUCAGCCCCAAUGGCCAUCUCGCCGCGACAUCAAAUGCCUAUGUUCCUUCGCCGUUAGCCAUGACGCACACGAUGCAGGCCAGGCCGCGGACUCAAAAGGAGGAGAUGCUUGCCGGGCUGAGAUACUCUCCCAUGGAUGAGGAGUUGCGACUUGAGCGUCAGCGGUGUGGCACUGCAUGUUGGCGGUUCAACAACUCGAUCAAUCCACUUGCGGGCGUGUCGAAUCUUGAACGCAUGCGCCUGUUUGGAGACAUCUUGGACCCCAAGGAGAAUAUCAAUCUUGCUGUACAUCAAGUAUCGCCAGUAACCAGCCGCGGCCGCAUGGGUGUUGAUGUUGUCGUCGAAGGGCCCUUUACGUGCGACUAUGGCUACAAUAUCAGGCUGGGCAACAACGUCUUCAUUGGCCGCAACUGCACGAUCCUUGACCCGUGCGAGGUCAGCAUUGGCAACAAUUGCUACCUUGGGCCCAAUGUCAGCAUCUACGGAGCCACUUUGUCUACCGAUCCUUCGCAACGACAUGGCAGCAGGAGUACCCAGACCGGAAAGAGAAUCUUCAUAGAUGAUGAUGUCUGGAUUGGUGGCGGGGUGACCAUUCUGCCUGGUCGGAGAAUCGGCCGGGGCGCCACGGUCGGCGCGGGCUCGGUGGUAACCAAGGUACGUUCUUCUCGUGCUUAG
Microdochium trichocladiopsis is the source of this 1878-nucleotide messenger RNA. RefSeq lists its product as uncharacterized. The record is from RefSeq and is a predicted model, not a curated record. The transcript has 2 exons. The coding region runs from base 1 to 1878 and encodes 625 amino acids. Lineage: Eukaryota; Fungi; Ascomycota; Sordariomycetes; Xylariales; Microdochiaceae. Gene Ontology annotation, molecular function: acetyltransferase activity.